Messenger RNA from Mobula hypostoma (lesser devil ray), 2170 nucleotides. RefSeq names its product serine racemase (gene srr). The record is from RefSeq and is a predicted model, not a curated record. Bases 125 to 1126 code for a protein of 333 amino acids. Gene Ontology annotation, biological process: D-serine biosynthetic process. Gene Ontology annotation, molecular function: threonine racemase activity; magnesium ion binding; serine racemase activity. Lineage: Eukaryota; Metazoa; Chordata; Chondrichthyes; Myliobatiformes; Myliobatidae. The transcript has 8 exons.
GCGGCAGUGAACGGAGGAAGCGGGGCUGCCGCCGCUUGGCCCGGCCCGCGUCUCCAUGGCGACGCUGCGGCCUAGUGGUCGGGGUUAAGCGUUUCUGCCCGAGGUCUGGGCAGUGGCGGGCAGGAUGCUCCCUCAGUACUGCGUCUCGCUGGCCAGCGUGCAGAAGGCUCAGGCCACCAUUGGUGGCCUGGUCCACCGAACCCCUGUCCUCACCAACUCCACCCUGGACCGUCGGGCGGAGCGGCGGGUCUUCCUCAAGUGCGAGCUUUUCCAGAAAACGGGAUCGUUCAAGAUCCGAGGAGCCCUGAAUGCGGUGUCCGGCCUCGCUGAGAGGGGGCAGGAAGGCCUCCAGGCCCGAGCGGCGGUGACCCACAGCAGUGGCAACCAUGGACAGGCGCUGGCCCUCGCUGCCCGAAUGAAAGGAAUUCCCUCGUACGUGGUUGUACCUCGAACAGCCCCAGCCUGCAAGAAGGCCGCCAUGCUGGAGUACGGCGCACACCUCCUGGAGUGUGAACCCACCGACGAGUCUAGAGCGGAAACCGUGUCCAGAGCAGUCAUCGAGACCCAAGGAAUCCUUGUCCAUCCCAAUCAGGAUCCUCUCGUGAUUGCGGGCCAGGGCACCAUUGGAUUGGAGAUUUUAGAACAGGUCCCAGAUGUCCAGGCAGUGGUGGUACCGGUUGGUGGUGGAGGUCUGAUAUCGGGGAUCGCGGUUGCUGUCAAGACACAGCACCCGCACGUGAAGAUCUACGCGGCAGAGCCAGAGAAUGCGGAUGACUGCUACCAGUCAAAGAGGAACGGCUGCUUGACGCCCAACGCAAGCCCUCCUGUGACACUGGCUGACGCAGUGAAGACCAGCAUUGGAACAAACACCUGGCCCAUCAUCAGGGACCUGGUAGAUGAUGUGUUCACCGUCAGCGAGGAGGAGAUCCAGCGGGCCACGCGCCUGAUCUGGGAGCGGGCGAAGCUGGUGAUCGAGCCUACGGCUGGGCUGGGCGUGGCGGCAGUGCUGUCCCGGCGUUUCCGAGACCUCCCCGGCAGUCUCCGCAACGUCUGCGUUGUGCUCUGCGGCGGCAACGUCGACCUGGACUCCCUGGGGUGGCUCCGCGCACCCAGCGACGCCAGUUGAGAAGGUACCGACCUCUUCGGCGCAAGGGCGGGCUGGUGUGCCAACUGCGUCCGUAAGUGGAGCCCGUCGCGCCGCUGGGCGGGGGGGGGGCUCCUCGUUGAAUUUACAGUGAACAAUAAAUCAGGGGUGGUAAUCAAUACUUGGAUCAAAGAGACGGGCUAGAACCGAUCGUGGACAAAAUGGCAUUGUGUGUGCAAGGGGUGCUCUGGGGCAGAGUCGGGGAGCUGAAUACUCUGAUUAAAAACAAAAGCUCUGAUAGCCGGGCACAGCCGGGGUUUACCAGGACAAGAGAGGUUCUGCAGAUGCUAGAAACAUUGAGUAAGGGGUUCACAUCCUAGGAUCCACAGAGCCCCUCGGUUAAUGUCAUGAAAAGGUUGGAAACUUCCGUUGAAGAAGGACCCAGCAGGUCAGGCAGCAUCAAUGGAGAGAAAUAAGCAGUUGAUGCUUUGGGCUGAGACCCUUGGUCAGGAUUAUCCUCCUCACCUUAUUCUGGAUUCUGCCCCAGACCUGAUGAAAAGUCUCGGCCCAAAACACCGACAGUUAAUUUCCCUCCGUUGAUGCUGCCUGACCUGCUGGGUUCCUCCAGCACCUUUUGUGCGUGGUGCUGAGGGAUUUUACGGAUAUUGGAUGUUCAUUGUGCUUUUUUUCCUGAUGGUAUGCCGUUAUUCUCGUCCACCAGGGAGACUUAACUGGGACUGGGGUGCUGAUGAGUGGGGAGGGAAUGCAAGGACCAGCAGCCCAGUGGGUAGAGAUGGGGCACAGGGUCCUGGAGGGUGAGUGGGGAAGGUGGAACAGCCUCCCCUGUGGGCAGGAAGACAGGAUGGCAAGCAUCACUUAGUGAGCCAGGGGGAUUUCUGACUCAUCGGAGAGCAGGUUAUCCGAGUCUAACCAAUCAUGUUUAGGUUACCUCAGGACCAAGUUCCAGACCUUGUCUUAGACGUUGUUGACUUUAUUGAAAGGCACAAUGGUGAGAUUAACUUUGCUGAGAUAACGCUCAACAAUGCUUAAUUGUAUGUUUGCUGAUUGCUAAUAAAGGAUUGGAAU